Messenger RNA from Didymodactylos carnosus, 348 nucleotides. Lineage: Eukaryota; Metazoa; Rotifera; Eurotatoria; Philodinida; Philodinidae. The record is from the annotation of a GenBank genome assembly.
AUGGAACGAUAUCCACCACUAUCAACAUUUCAUUCAUCAAUAUCACCGAUUCGUAAACGAAUACUCGAAAUAAUGAAACGUCGUCCAAGUGAUCCAGAUGAUUCACAUAAUUACCACGUUAAACGUUUACAUACUGGUGAGUCAAGCGUUGCUUACACUGAACAACAACAACAACAACAACAACCAUUCACAGCUGCUCAAAUAACAACGAGAGUGCAAAAAACAAAAAGCGCUCAGCAGCAACCAUUGAAAACCAUUGAGGAGAAAAAACAAAUUAUUAAAAAAGUUCAAAUAUGGCUUGAUACAAUCGGAAAUUAUUCUCCAUUAACAAGUAAUUCAAAAAAUUAA